GGGGAGGAGGAGGAGGAGGAGGAGGCUCCUGGAAAAUGGUCCCUUCGGCUGGAGAGCUGGCAUGGAUCGGCCUGGGUAUUUUAUUAGCUGCCUGCCAAGCCCUGGAGAACACAACAUCGGCCUUGAGUGGUGCCCCCGUGCCCGCGGCCGUCCGCUCCCAUUUCGACGACUGCCCGGACUCUCACAGUCAGUACUGCUUCCACGGCACCUGCAGGUUUUUGGUUCAGGAGGACAAGACGGCAUGCGUGUGCCACACGGGGUUCGUGGGAGAGCGCUGUGAACACGCGGACCUGUUGGCCGUGGUGGCGGCCACGCAGAAGAAGCAGACCAUCACCGCCCUGCUCGUGGUGUCCGUCCUGGCUUCCGUCACCCUGGCAGCCGCCUGUGUCCUCAUACACUGCUGCCAGAUAAGAAGACCCUUGGAGUGGUGCCGAGCAGUCUCCUGUCGGCAGGAGAAGCCCAGCAUCCUCCUCAAGGGGCGGGGGGCUUCCUGCUGCCACUCCGAGACAGCGGUCUGAAAGGGCCGGGUCAGGGCCGAAGCCCCGCGGACCACCUCAGCCUCGGCAGAGAGGAGGGGGGCUUCCAGAGAAGAACCAUUGCCGCGGAAGCAAGGCACACUGGGAGAUUCACCUGGCCUCCCGCACCCACCCCGGCCUCCUGUCCGCCGCCGGCUGGGCCUUCCGCAUUUGGCCGAACCGAGAACUCCUUCCACUCCGGGCGAUCCGGCGUGGAAACAAGAGGGAAUCAGCAGAGGGAAUCCCUCUCCCCCAGAUCCCCCCACCCCUCUCACCACCCCACAAGGACCUUCUGAACAGCGUGAAA
Tachyglossus aculeatus (Australian echidna) is the source of this 822-nucleotide messenger RNA. RefSeq names its product transforming growth factor alpha (gene TGFA). The transcript has 6 exons. The coding region runs from base 36 to 518 and encodes 160 amino acids. NCBI's taxonomy places the organism in Eukaryota, Metazoa, Chordata, Mammalia, Monotremata, Tachyglossidae. Gene Ontology annotation, biological process: positive regulation of cell population proliferation; positive regulation of mitotic nuclear division; epidermal growth factor receptor signaling pathway. The record is from RefSeq and is a predicted model, not a curated record.